GUUCAACUCGAUGGUUCACAUGUACGCUCUAUGGUCCUGUUCCUCAGGCGAUGUCGCUGAGGCUUACGUCAACAAAUGCGACGAGAAGGCAGUGGGAAGAAACUCGGGGAAACUGCACGUGUGGAAUUGAGCGAGAGUUGUACCCACGCAAUAUAGGCGAAAAAUGUCCGAAAGCCAAGACUCAAGAAAGAGGAGCAAACGGCACUACGGCAACUAUGGAGCCAAAAAGUAUAAAGGUUCACGCGAGCUCGAGGUUGGAAUGCAGGGGAUUCUCAUUACGUGUAAUAUGAAUGAGAGGAAGUGUACAUCGGAAGCUUACAGCCUCCUGAACGAGUAUGCGGAACAGUUAUACGGACCAGAGAAGUUUUCUGAUGUUGAAGAGAGUGACAGCAAUGGGGAUAAUUCUGCGGAUGAGGAUGAUGCAGAGGCGGCCCUGAAGAAGGAGGUUAAACAGAUACGCUCAUCUACACAAAAGAUGGAGAGGCGCUUCCAGGCUCUUGACAGUGGGGCUAAUAAUGUCAUCUUCAUUAGGACACAACACUUAGAUCCUGACAAGCUUGUCCAUCACAUUUUGCAAGAUCUGCACACAACAAAAAAGAAGAAAUCUCGGGUCAUCCUCAGGAUGUUGCCAGUGAGCGGGACCUGUAAGGCCUUCAUUGAGGACAUGGAGAAGUACCUGGAAAACUUCCUGGAGCCAUGGUUCAAGACCCCUAACCAGGGAACCUUUCAAAUUGUCUUCAAGGCCCGCAACAGUAGCCACAAUAAGAGGGAGGAGGUCAUUAAAGCUUUAGCAGAAUUAGUUGGGAAAAUGAACCCCCUAAAUAAAGUGGACCUCACUAACCCUGAGUUCACCAUCAUAAUUGAAGUGAUUAAAAAUGUGUGCUGCGUGAGUGUAGUGCGGGACUAUAUGCUGUUCAGAAAGUUCAACGUGCAGGAAGUGCUUAAGCUGGAUAAAGUGCAGACCCCGCCUCAGAAGACUGAGGGAUCACCCAAGGAGACUGUCGUACAGGAAGCGAAGGAUUUGAAGCGGGACGGCGGAGCGGGAGACAGCGUUCCUGGCCAGGAGAUACAGGAGGAACAGGCUGUAUCAGGAAAAAAGGGUGAGGAAGAUGGGCAAGACCACUCACCUGGCCAGAAGUAGUGCACUUUGCACAUAAUGGAUAUUAUUGUGCUAAGUGUGUUCUGUAAAUAGAGAACAUAGCUGGAACCUGUUCAUGGUUUAAAACACGUAUGUACAUUGUGAAACGGUUGAAUUUCAAUAGUUCAUAUUCCCUUUCUAAAUGUUAUUCUGCACCAUCACCUUGUAAUAUUUCACCAGAAUUUGGCCUCUCGUGCUCUUUGAAAAAUUUUCAAGGUGAAUUGAAAAGCAAGGACGGUAUUUUUGUUGUUAAACGGCUUCCAGAAACAUCUUUGUAAUGUCUGCAUUUUAUACCCAGCAUGCUAAAUGUAGGAAUAUGUGAUUUUAUUUGUCAGAAAUGUGUUUGAAUUGAUAUGUGUUAUUAGUGGUGCAGUUUUAAUUGUUAUUUGGUUGGGUUUACUUAUAAAAUUGAAAAAAGAACUUUGCUUUUUUAUGGUGUUUUUCAUGUUGUUCUAUGAGCUUUGAUGAAUAUUACUUAAGUUUAGCAUUAUCCUAGUAAGAAGAAGUAAGCUUAUCCCACCUUCCUCCAUACAUCAAUGCUAAAUGUUGGAUUCCCCCUCUACAGCAGAAAUCCCAUGUUUACUGAAGGAGAUUGAGAAAUACUGUUUGAUGUUGUUUUGUAUAUUGUUAUUCCUAAUGGCAAAAGAGAUAUUGUUUUCAAAUCGGGAAAAUGCUUAUUUUAUUCCAGGUUGUCAGGCCCCCUUUUUUUUAUUUUUUUUUAUUUUUAUUUUUGCUGUUCAUUCUGAUCUAUUCCUUUAAUAAUUAUCUAGGAUUUCCUGUGCAAAGUGGACAACAUAAUACUCAUACAUUUUCUUUGAAUAUUUCAAGAGUUUAUCGUGCGUGUUGGUGCCAUCUCCUUUGUGUACUUAUGUCUGACCAAACUCUUGUCCUGGGUUAGACUGUUUAUCAGUUUUUCCCAAACUUUCAUGACGAUUUUUAAGAUCCAGGGUGGAAUUUUGUGAAAUGUUAAUGAAAAAGUAGACACUAGACCACUUUUCAACUUUUUUUCUUAUUGUUUUUAUAUCAGUGGUUAGUUAAGUCUCAUUUUCUGUGUCCACAAGAUGGUGCCAUUUCUGCAAUUUAGACUCACCAAAAUUUGAUCAUCGAAGCCCUGUUGAAAAUAGGGUAUGAAAAUAGCAUGAUGUAUGUAGCAUGAUGUUUCAAAGACGUGAGUCGCCCUAUUUUACGUGAGCAGAUAUGGUUUUCACUGCUUGGCCCAUUUAAACUAAUGAAAAGAGACAGGUAUAAUGUUACAUGUCAUCUAAUGAGGUUCCUUUGAGGAAUCAAAUUUAGUUUGCCAUAUUGAAAAUAUCUUCCCCCUAAAGUUACUCGUAAAAUGAGCUUGCCAUGUUAUGAAAAGUGUUUUGUUGUAAUUGUUUUGUUUAAAUGAAUUGCUGAAUUGUGUAAUUGUUUUGUUCAAAUUAAUUCCAUUUGUUUUUGUCAAAAUGUAAAAUGACAUGAAUGCAGUUUUGCUGGUUUAGUAAAUGGAUGGUAAUCUGAAUUGUAGAAAAGUCAAGAAGGAUGAAUUUAUAUUCACAUUUACAUGUGGUUGAAGUGCAGAUUAUUAAGCUUUUAUUAAAGGGUAUUUUUGUUUGUACAUUUGUUACACCUCUUAGAAAAUAUAUCACUUUUUUUAUAUCCCCCCCCCCCCACACACUCAAUAUCAAGGCAUCAUAAUGCUUAGGACAAAUGGUGUCACUGGUGGUCCUGAUUAGUCUUCUGUGUUUUCGAUCAGUUGCUUCUUUAGUGCAGGUAUAAGACAUAUUUUUAUGUCUAGUUUUUAUUGCUUCCUUUUGAUUGCUUUAGGGAUCUGUUAUUGGCUUUUGUCAAGAACAAAAUCAGAGACAUAGGCCAAACUUAGGCUUACCAAAAACAAUUGUUUGGAACAUCUUCUAGAAGAAAGAACCCUGGUGAGUUCAGAAAUCACAAAGGGCAUGGUAGGGCACGGAAGACCUCUACAGUUGAUCAAAGAAUUCUCACCGUAAUAAAGAAAAAACCCCAAACACCUGUCCGACAGAUUUGAAACACUCUUCAGGAGGCAGCUGUGGAUGUGUCCGUGACUGCUGUCCACAGAUGACCUCAUGAACUGAACUGAGGCUGUCCUGCAAGAUGUAGAUUACUAGUUGGCCACAAAAACAUCUUAUUAGCUUAACAAGUGCUAAGCCCAGUGAUAUCUUUUCAAUAUGUAAUAUGUAAAUGAUUCUUUUGCCACUAUUUUGUGCGGGAAAGGCAAGCUAAGUUGAAAAUGGCAAACCAUUGCCCCUUCUCUGGGUGUAGAGAAAGCAAUACGCUUUUUUCUUUUCACACAAAUAAAAAGACCUGCAAGAAGUGGUUUUUAUUUCUGGAUCCUGCGGGUAUUGCAAUGUUGCAAUAACCCAUAUAGGUAGUUUUCGCAGUGCCCAUUUUGCAGAACAGACAUUUGGAUCAGUAAGUAGGUCUACCUUUAACUACUGAUAAUUAAAUAGCUUUCAA
Molecule: messenger RNA, 3610 nt
Organism: Anguilla anguilla (European eel)
Lineage: Eukaryota; Metazoa; Chordata; Actinopteri; Anguilliformes; Anguillidae
Gene: thumpd1
Product: THUMP domain containing 1
Exons: 5
Coding region: 164-1141 (325 amino acids)
Biological process (GO): tRNA modification
Molecular function (GO): RNA binding
Source: RefSeq, a predicted model, not a curated record